Messenger RNA from Trichophyton rubrum CBS 118892, 1311 nucleotides. RefSeq names its product CMGC/SRPK protein kinase. Lineage: Eukaryota; Fungi; Ascomycota; Eurotiomycetes; Onygenales; Arthrodermataceae. Gene Ontology annotation, biological process: regulation of mRNA processing; protein phosphorylation; spliceosomal complex assembly. The coding region runs from base 1 to 1311 and encodes 436 amino acids. The transcript is spliced from 2 exons. Gene Ontology annotation, molecular function: ATP binding; protein kinase activity. The record is from RefSeq and is a predicted model, not a curated record.
AUGCCGUCAGCCAGUGAAACGGAUGUAGAAGCUCCUCGUAAUGAAUACAACUGGGUUGAUGGAGCAGAAUCACUCGGAAAAUAUCAACCUGGGGGAUAUCACCCCAUCAUGAUCGGAGAUGUGCUUCAUGAUAGAUACAGGGUUGUGGAUAAGCUGGGAUUUGGGGGCUAUGCAACUAUCUGGCUGGCUCAAGACAGCUUGUUAGAGCGCUAUGUUGCUCUCAAGGUUGGGAUUGCAGACUCUCUUCCACGCGAAACAAGAGUGCUCCGGGAACUUUCGACUUCAGCUUCGGAAUCUACAUCAUCCAGCUUAUCAGCCAGACUCAGAAACUACGCUCAUGACUCGAUACCUGUACCUCUUGAUGAAUUCAAGAUACAUGGACCGAAUGGGACGCAUCCAUGCUAUGCAAUGACCCCUGCCCAAUGCAACCUCCGGGAGGCAUCGUAUAGCCGUUUAUUCCAUAUUGACGUAGCGCGAGCAUUGUCCGCUGCAGUUACAUUAUCGGUCGCCUCUAUCCACUCACGAGGUUUUGUUCACGGAGACAUACACUUGCGAAACGUCCUAGCAAAACUCCCGUCCAGUUUUGACAAUCUCUCAGUCGACCAAUUUUAUGAAGAAUACGGAAAGCCUGAGAUUGUACCGAUUACCAGAAGUGAUGGUGCCCCUCUUCCACCUAAUGUCCCAGCACAAGCAGUGAUUCCCAUCAGUUUCGGCAAGUAUGCUGAGGAUUUUACGCUAAAUGAUUCCCAUGUACUGCUAAGCGACUUUGGGGAAGCAUAUUCUCCUACGUCCGAACCUCGUUUGGGAAAAGAAUGCCAUACACCGCUACACCUAAGGCCUCCGGAGGCACGUUUUGAACCGGAUGCCCCAAUGUCAUACUCAGCUGACAUAUGGGGGUUGGCUGUAGCCAUUUGGGAGAUAGUAGGUAUGAAAGCUAUCUGGAGCUGUGAAUUUGCAACACCAGAUAGUGUGACAAAGCAGCACAUCGAAGUACUUGGGCCCAUGCCUGUGGAGUGGUGGGAGCGAUGGGAUGAACGACAUGAGUACUUCGACGAGAAUGGGAAACCCACACAGGGCAGGGAAGUUUGGCCUCCAUUGGACCAGGCUUUUGAGGAAGGAGUUCAGAAAUAUCGACGAAAGAUACAACCAAAUGGUGUAUUCAGCGAAGAGGAAACGACUGCGUUUCUCAGUUUAAUGCGCCAAAUGCUUGUAUUCCGACCCGAGGAACGACCGACAGCAUUGCAAGUGCUACAAUCAGAAUGGAUGGUUAAUUGGGCCUUGCCUGACUUUGAACGAAGUCUGGGUAACUGA